This is a messenger RNA of Esox lucius (northern pike), 5126 nucleotides long. RefSeq names its product calcium/calmodulin-dependent protein kinase 1Da (gene camk1da). NCBI's taxonomy places the organism in Eukaryota, Metazoa, Chordata, Actinopteri, Esociformes, Esocidae. Gene Ontology annotation, cellular component: intracellular anatomical structure. The coding region runs from base 568 to 2070 and encodes 500 amino acids. The record is from RefSeq and is a predicted model, not a curated record. Gene Ontology annotation, molecular function: ATP binding; calcium/calmodulin-dependent protein kinase activity; calmodulin binding. Gene Ontology annotation, biological process: peptidyl-serine phosphorylation. The transcript is spliced from 11 exons.
AGUCACACACGCACACCACACUAACUUGUGCGCGACGCUGUCAGGUCCAGCGACGAGCAGCAUCCUACCCUCCCACAUUGCCAUAACAACCGAUUCGACUAUCAGCAUGGUUAGAUGAAAUAAUCCUCACAUUACACACUGGGGUGUUCAACGCAGGAAGUCAUUCAUUUGAUUAAACUGAAUUAUAUAUUUUGGACAAAGCAACCGCGGAAAGGAGGUGGCACAUAGACCUGAACGAUUUAGGCUUCGUCAAAUAUAUAAUCCAGACCAUCUGAACCCUGCAGGUGCAACCACCGACGGUGAACGGAGGUUUUCUGUCAAACAGAACCGUACAGACAAAGAAGCGCAUAAAACAGGAGAACUGAAUCUAGAGCUGUGCUGACAUCUAUACAGCGGAAAAACUACGAACGCCAGACGUUUUUUCUUCUUCUGUGGCUCGUUCUAUGCGCGUGGGUCUGCUCCUCUCGAGCAGGAAGUAUAACUCGAAGCGUGGGAAAGCUCCAUUAUCCCGGGGGGCUGCUGUGAGUCGAACUGGCAUCGUUUUCCCCGGUUAUCCCCGGUUCCACCAUGGCUCGGGAGAACGGAGAGUCGGGAAAAGGGACUUGGAAAAAGCAAGUCGACGACAUCAAGAAAAUAUUUGAACUGAAAGAGAUCCUCGGAACCGGGGCGUUCUCUGAAGUGGUCCUGGCCCAGGAGAGGUCUACAGGCAAGAUGUUUGCUGUGAAGUGCAUCCCCAAGAAGGCCCUAAAGGGGAAAGAAAGCAGCAUCGAGAAUGAGAUCGCCGUGCUCCGCAAAAUCAAGCAUGAGAACAUUGUGGCUCUGGAAGACAUCUAUGAGAGCUCCAACCAUCUCUAUUUGGUCAUGCAGCUAGUGUCAGGAGGUGAAUUAUUUGACCGUAUCGUGGAGAAAGGAUUCUACACGGAAAAAGACGCCAGCACGCUCAUCAGACAGGUUCUAGAUGCGGUCAACUACCUCCACAAGAUGGGCAUCGUCCACCGAGACCUGAAGCCAGAGAACCUGCUGUAUUUUAACCCUCAGGACGAGUCGAAGAUCAUGAUCAGUGACUUUGGUCUGUCCAAGAUGGAGGGCAGCGGAGAAGUCAUGUCAACUGCAUGCGGCACGCCGGGAUACGUGGCUCCAGAGGUUCUGGCCCAGAAGCCCUACAGUAAGGCUGUGGACUGCUGGUCCAUUGGAGUCAUUGCAUACAUCCUGUUGUGUGGCUAUCCUCCAUUCUAUGAUGAGAACGACUCCAAGCUUUUUGAGCAGAUCCUUAAAGCAGACUACGAGUUUGAUGCACCUUACUGGGACGACAUAUCUGAUUCAGCCAAAGACUUCAUCGCCAGUCUAAUGGAGAAGGACCCAGUGAAGCGCUAUACCUGUGACCAGGCCCUGAGACACCCGUGGAUUGCUGGGGACACGGCCCUCUGCAAGAACAUCCACGAGUCCGUGAGCAGACAGAUCAGAAAAAACUUUGCCAAGAGCAAGUGGAGGCAAGCCUUCAAUGCCACUGCGGUGGUUCGCCACAUGAGGAGGCUCCAGUUAGGCAGCAGUAUGGGCCACAGCAUGGACUCGCACCCCCACCCCCCUAACAGCCGCGCGGCACAGAUGCAGAACCAACAGAUGCAGAACCAACAGAUACAGGCCAACCAGAACCAGGCCAACCAGAUCCAGGCCAACCAGAUCCAGGCCAACCAGAGCCAGGUCAACCAGAGCCAGACCAACCAGAUCCAAACCAACCAGAUCCAGACCAACCAGAUCCAGGCCAACCAGAUCCAGACCAACCAGAUCCAGACGAGCCAGAUCCAGACGAGCCAGACUUCCAACCAGUCCAGUAACCAGAGCUCUGCUCAACCAUCACUGAGUCCAGGCCAGAUGCAGGCCCAGGUGCCGAGCCCCAACCCGGCCACUAUGAAGAGCUCUUCUAUUAAAUCACCCUGCAAGGACAGUGCUCCAACCCCUCCCACCCCCUGCAGCCUGGCAUCAGCCGCCACCUCAGUCCCCUCCGUGGGGGCCGAGCUGGCCCGGCCCCACCCCUCCACGGUCACCACAGUGCUGACAGAGACUAAGUGACGCCAGGUCCCGCGGGGGACCAGCUGGGAGGCCACGGCGCUGUAAGAGAACCCCCCCAGCCCGACCCCCGCCCUGCCCCUCCCCCACACCACAUCUGGGAGGACCAGGAGAGCAGAGGACCUAAACCCAUCCCAACAAUCAGAGCAUUACCCACCUAGGACACGCCCCUAUAGGCCGACUCAGCUCAGCUGGCCGCACGGAACCACCUCCACUCUGAGAGAAUGGCCGAUUGGUUUACCUUUGAGUGUUUGUUUCUGUUUGAUUCCACAAGGCCAACUCUGAUUGACAGUGGUCAGUGAAGGGGGUGUGUUUUCAGAGGGCUGUGGCCCUGAGAAACUGCCGUCAGGUUGGGUGUUGUCUAUGUCAGUCAUACCGACUUCUUCUAGUCCGGUCUUUCCUCUGAUCUACUAUACAAUCUUCUGUUUCUUUUCAGUAUGUCAUGCUCCGCUCUCUGGGUCAACACUUACCAACUGGAUUACUUUUCAUUUGGAUUCUCUCUGGUUUCUCUAAAUGUUCAUGUCGAUUUCUCUAUGUAUGCGCCAAUGUUUAAGAAGUGCUUUAAAAGUACCAUAUGACUGUUGAAUGAUGUUUCACGAGUAAGCGCUUUAUCUAUUUGCACAUGAGGUUUGGACGUGGUUCAAACGGUUUUAGACGUAGAUAAUGUGUGUACAGCUGCCGGGUUAGGCUCUCCAUUUACCUGUAUUUAUCAAACAGAGAUUGUAAACCGUUUUAAAAUACCCAAAAUGGGCUUCAGAGCAUUGUAUAACCUCUUUGUUAAGGGAAACAUGCAAUAUGUUUCAUUAUUUUCUUACUUUCUAAGACUUUUAUAACAAUGACCCCAUAAGGGAUUGGAGAGAGCUUGAUGAGGCUGUCUCUUUUUAGGGCUCUGACCAUCAGCUACCGUUACUUCAAGGUUUUCCAACUUACAGACCAGGUCCUACUGUCAAGUAUCUGUUCAUGAGGGUCUCAAGAGCCCAUCUAAAAAAGCAGCCGUCUCUGUAAGUUGGAGGAUCCUCGCCGUGAUGGUCGGAGAUGUUGCCUCUAACCACCCUCCUGUCCCCAUUUUUCCUUUUACAAAGCCAUGACCUCACUACAUGAGACAUUGUCACAAUGAUGUCAUCAAGCCGGCGCCCGGUGCACAAGUUCUCAGGGAAUUGGACUGGGCGCCGUGGUGACCCAUGUUGCUGUACUUACUAGAUUUGUCUACACAGUGUUCUGCCUGUUGGAUGCCUCUAACUAUCCCUUUACGCCAUUGUAAUGUGUAGCCAAAGCAGUGUUGAAACAGAAUAUGUGGACCCACUGAUAAUACCUAAUCAAUCACUGAUGGUCAGCUAGGAGAAUUGUAACCCUAGCAUAUCCCCACUGAGAACUGGAUUGUUUUGAAACUAAGGGCUGAACUCUGAUAAUCUGGAGAAAGAUAACAAAAGACAAUGUUUGUUCUUUCUUUCCUCUCUGUGCCCCCCCCCCCCCCACCCACCCACCCACCACCCAGAUCGUUUAGUCUGGUUCACUGGAUAGCCUGCUGUAGAAGAUUCCCAACACUGGGUCUGUUAACACUAACCAGAUUAUGGCCAGAUCCAGCUUGCAUACAGAGGUCAUAUGUCUGUGUUAUUAGCUGACUUGGUGGUGCUGGGUCGAUCAUCAUGGAUUGGGAUGUCACCGGCUGUGGGUAGAGUUUACUUUAGGGCUCGAUUAUGUUAUUUGUUUAUUCCUUUUGACAUUGAGGCGAGCAUUUAUUGUUUUCUGGUAUGAAUGAGUAUAGUUGUGGAAAAGUUCUUGUAAAUAUAUUGUGAAUAUGAUCAUUUUAAGAUAAACUUUGCAAAUGCGGUGCCAUGCGGGAGUGUGUGUGUGGCGGGUGGUGGGGGGGUUGAUUGUAUCUCUUUAGAAUGUUUAACCUGUGUGUCUAUAUGAGCUACAACCACCCACACCCUCCACUCCACAAGGCGCUAGUCUUUGAUACAACAUACAGAGCAUACUGGACAACCAGAGAUGGAAAUUAAGCUAGCGCACUAGCCUGAGGCUAGCACUUUACAGACCGGUUAGGGUUAAGUAGAGCAUUUACCCUAAUGUAUCGGCUAGCGAUCAUUGUCUUUUCAGAUGUCGCAUGGCAUAGCUUAUGGACCCAGACUAGUAAAAACAUCCUUAAAUUCCAUCCCUGUGUACAACAGUGACCAUCUACAGACUUACCAUGGAGAUAACGCCAUCAGAAGUCUUAAAAAUAUCUGACAAAAGAACAUUUUUAUUUAUCCCGCAAAAAAAGAAACCAACUCAGGCUUUUGUUUGCCAUGUGUAAACGUCCAAGCUGUGACCGAUACGACAUUUACCUGUAAUGGAACUGUGCAGUUUUUACACAUCCGCCUCAGUCAUCCAUCGUCCACUUUACCACACCACUCACAGACACAACAGCGACAGACCCCACCACGCAACUGUGCGCGUGCCUGUGGGCAACCGAAACGCGUCAUACACUUUUGCAAAGAUAACAUGCAAGCAUGUUGAAAAGUGCUUAAAGAACUCCCAACUCCGCCAGUGUUUGCAUUAAACGUAUAUGCCCUUGUAUGAUGUAUUUGUGUCUGUAUCUAAAGAAGAAACGAAGAAGGCCCACGGACGGCAGGGUGUCAACAACACUGCGUCUCCUUGCGAGGUCCGGGACAUGGGCCGUAUUUACUCUCUGCAUGUGACCAAGGCAAACGCCCAUCUUGUGUGGCGCUGUCUCGCUGACGACCGGAGGACGUUACCCUUUACCACAGUAAAAUCUGUGUACCCUAACUCAAUAUGAGCCUGGCCCAUUAGUGGGAGGGGGACAUUUUUAACCCUGCGCCAGUGGUAAGGGGCGACUUUCUCCCUGUGUCAUUAAGCGUGCGCCUCCUUCCAUUCUGUGUGGCGGAGUGAAUGUGUCGUCACUCUUCCUGUGCUGUGAUGACCUGUUCUGGGGCUUGUAUAUCUGAUGGCUUCGACAAUCAUGUGCACAUAUCCGAGUUAACGUGACGAUGACAGAGGCCAGAAUGACUGAUUUGUGUUUUUUUUCCCGCCUUAAAUAAAUCCUGAACGAUCAUGAA